Molecule: messenger RNA, 7057 nt
Organism: Hypanus sabinus (Atlantic stingray)
Lineage: Eukaryota; Metazoa; Chordata; Chondrichthyes; Myliobatiformes; Dasyatidae
Gene: nhsl2
Product: NHS-like 2
Exons: 7
Coding region: 978-4583 (1201 amino acids)
Biological process (GO): cell differentiation
Source: RefSeq, a predicted model, not a curated record
UGUAUUAGGGGCCACAAAUGAGAAUGACCAGUUGAAUGAGGUCUGAAAGCGCAUUUGAGACUUCUUGAAAUAAAAGGGAGAGAGGGGAACUUUACCAUAUUACAGUAUGUGUCACAGCAACAUAAGGGCAGGCAUCACACAAUCAUAAUCACAUUUAUUUAUUUUGAUUUUAGACCUCACUUUUCUUCUGUAUUACUUAAUAUUUUAUUUCCUCUUUGUGAAUGCAUGUGAGUCAUUGGGCUACACCCACAUAACUUUGGUCAUUAUAUUAUACCUCUACAAGUCCAAUCUCUUUAACUUAAUUUAUUUAGUGACUUGUCGUGGAAGAGGCCCUCCUGGCUCUUCGAGCCAGACUGGCUCAGCAACCCCUGACAAACCCGAUCAACUCUAACCAAAUCAGGAGACAAUUUACAAUGACCAAUUCACAGACCCAGUACAUCUUUGGACUGUGGGAGGAAACCAGAGUACUGGGGGAAAACCCCACAUAUUCCAUUGGGGUGGGUGAGGUGAAUACAGAACAGAACACACCGAGUUCUAAUUGCAUUACAGUAUCCACUACACUACUCUUCAUGCGUGUAGCCACUGGAUAUCAUUAUUACCUGUUAUCUAAUCAUAAUUCUAUUGUAGGUCUUUAUGUAGAAACUGGCUGUUACAUGUCUAAUGUUACAGCAGUGGGUAUCCCAUUAUAAAAUGCAAUUAAAAAUUUACAGAAGCAGGCAGCACCAUUGCAAAAUCAAUCACAUGGUGUGCGUGAGAUCCUGGCAGUACAAAUAUACUCGUGUUCUGCUAAAACACAGAGAGCAAUUUUCUACAGAUUCCACCAAGAGUAAAGAAUGGAGACUUGAUGAGCAAGGGAAUUUUAACAGUUUGGUGAGCCAGUGAUAGAGGGUAAGCUGACUGCAAAUACCUUCGGACAAAAACCUGCUCUCAACAGAGAGGUCAUUCCAGAUAGUUGCCCCAGAAAAGGGGAAAAACGUAUGGAAUUUGUGUUGAUUCCAAGCACAAGAUCCAGUAGUGAGGAUGAGACGACCACCUUUGGCGUAAAACCACAUGAACUAUUUCUGAACUCCCCAACUACACCUGAUAAACCACCCCAGUGGACGCAAAGCAACCCACCAUCAACUCCAGAGGAGAAAAGGUGGAACCAGGCACAGGCCGUUCAGGCAGAUUUGGUACCCAUCAACGUGACUGGGGAGCCCCUUGAGAGGCAAGCAAACGAGCGACACUCUUUGUUCAACAGAGAGACCACGGUGAAUCCAAAAAGUACACUGAGGAGAAGGCGGACAAUCGCUGGCUUGUCUGAGUCAGUUCAGCCUCAGCCAGGGGCUUUUAAGGAAGAAUUGACAUCUCCUCGUAUGUUAACAAAGACAGAGGCAAAUCAGCGUCUCUUUACUUUUGAUGAAGAUAUGAGUGUUACCAAUGGGAAACAGGACCCCGUUAACAAUCUUGGGACGGUGCAGUCAUUUCCUCCAACUCUCAGGAAGGUACAAAGUGAUCUAGGUCAAAUAAACAAUUCAAAUCUAUCUCAGUCUUCAGGGAACAUCACAUUCACAAUGAACAAUCCCCAGGUGAUGCCUACAUCAUUAAGUGAACAUAGCUUCUCUUCUCUCAACACUUCUUGGAAUCAAAUGAGAGGAUCCAGCUUUUCUUCUUCCUUGAACAAUUCGAGUGUUGUAACUGCACCAAGCUCGGUGUCAGUGGAGGCCUUGCAUGUUGGCAAACAUGCUCCUUUGACAUUCAGUCAAACAUACAACAGUGGCCAGCCCCAUGUGCAGCAGGCUGUUGUUUCUUCAGCGCAGGAGCAACAUGCUACUGCGUCCAAUCUGGGAAACCACAUGGAGAACCAAUGUACUUUCAGUAAAGCUUGGAACGGCAGCAGUUCUGUGUCUUCGCCUCAUGUUUCAAAUAUGGCUUCAUCUGCGUCACUUCAGUGUUUGAAACAUCCUCAGCAGCAAGACUCAGGGCUAUUACUGAAUGCUGGCUCACAUCCAGAUUGCAAUGUUUCAUUAUCAACCUUUUUACCAAGUGAAGGCCAAAGACAAAAUGCCAGAAGCCCCAUGAUCAACACUUUCACAACACCGCCAGGGGAAGCAGCCCAGAAACUUCAGAAUCAUAAGGAUACAAGAACUAACCAUGAACGAAUUAUAAUUUACCCAAUUGAUGGCAUAAUUGAAGAUACGGCCUCAAGCCUGGAACUCCAAGGUUACGCGAAUACGGAUGCCUGCAAAUUCCGUGAGAGGUCACUGUCAACGCCAACAGAUUCUGGGUCAUGCUGUUCGGCGGAUGCAGUAAGGUUCUAUGACUCCAGGCACUAUGACCACACCCGGCGGCAUAGUGCAAAUUACAUCAUGCGUUAUCCCAGUGCCAGCUCUGAAGACAGCCAAAGCACUGAGAACGUCUCUGUAAUAACUGACCAGGAAGGAUGCCAGAAAACAAGACCUCGGUCAAGAAGUAUCUCUUUGAAAAAGCCAAAGAAGAAGCCAAUUCCACCGGUGCGAAAUGUUUCCUUGAAGACGUGUGAGAUCAGUCCUAAUCCUGAAAGAAUUCCAUCAAACAGUUCUCCUCAAGAAAACAGGCCAACAAAGCUGUUUAUCCCUGUGGAGAAGCAGGUGGCUCAAAGUGAAUCAAUAGAUAGCAAUGAAUCCAGUGGCUUUAUAUCAGAUGUCCGUUCCAGCUCAACUACACCCACGAUGAAGGACGGAGAACCCAUACGGUACACAGAACACUGGUUCCUUAAUGAUUGGAAGUCCAAUGAUCCAUAUAGGUCCCUCUCAAACUCUAGUACUACAACAGGAAUAACUGUAAUUGAGUGUAUUAAGUCUCAGAGCAGUUCUGAAUCCUUGACAUCACCAUCUGUUUCAAGAGCUACAACUCCAUCCCAGUUAUCUGUUGAAGUGGAAUCCAAAGUAUCUUCGCCAGGGAAGCUCCCUGGGCUGAUGUCACCAUCUAGUGGUUAUUCAAGUCAGUCGGAAACACCUACCACUUCUUUUCCGAUGUCUGUUUAUCAGUGCCAUGUGCCACAGCCAGGAGGCAAACCAAAGCCCAAGGUACCAGAAAGGAAGUCUUCAUUGCAGCCAGUUUCCCCAAAUGAAAAGAGCCCAAAAUCAAAGCGCAUCUUUGACUUGCCCAUUACUCCACCUCCUCAUUUGGAUUUUACAGGACUGCUCUCUAUCAAAAGCAAAGCAAAAGCCAGCCGACGGCAUUCCGAUUCCUCAAACAUCAAUAAGCCUGGCCAGAAACAGAGCCCUAACCAACCUUCCAUGCCAAUCAUCACCCAGACAGUUUUGGAAUCUGUCCGCCUUCGCUCAGUCAGUAAAUCAGAAAGCGAGGAUCACCUGGACGCAUUCGAACCACCACAGGUAAUCCACAGUGAACCCAGUGAAACACCCCCGAAAAAGGUCCGGCCACCGGUUCCAGGAAAGCCACCGAUGUCAAAAAGACCUUCAAGUAUCGCACUAAAGCUUUCUCCAAUCGAGCAUCCAUGUCCCACGACUACGCUCACUUCACCAGCUUCUAAAAAUAAAGCUUUUGUCACAGUCUUUAGGAAAGUUGGUGUCCAAAGACAAAGCUCUUUAGAUAGCCCAGAGAGUCAGAAGCCCCUGGGACCUCCAGAAUCUGCACGUGCUCAGUCUGUUUACAUUCAGAGUAACCACUUGGGCAAUAAACAAUCCAGAGGUGUACUAAACACCCAGGAUGAGAGCCAAAGGCUAAGUUCCACAGAGUUAACAGGGACUUCCACUCAAUAUAUUGAGAAGAAGAAAACUAAGACACCACCUCCUGUCCCUAAGAAACCAAAUGUACUGAUUGUGCCAACAAAUACGGCGCACAUACUUGUAGUCACGGAGAGAACAGAUCAGAGCCCACUACACAACCCAACUGGCCCUGCAUCCCCUAACAAUGCAAAUGCUCCACCUGCCACUGAUGCCUCCCAUGCAGAACGAGGGUCGAAAGUGAUUAAAGCACAUGGUCCAAGUACAGGAACUGUUGCAGCUACUGACAUUCGCCUGGAAGGGAACAGAUAUGUGGAAUACAAUGAUGGGACUGGGAGAUGCCAAAAGGUACCGCUGAGCCCUGAUCUGGGUCAGAAUUCUGCAGAUAUUCCCUUGAAUCCAAAUGUUAAGCAGAGAAGUCCCACAGAUGCACAGGGUGGAGAAAUGAUGGAGGAUGACGAUGAGGUCUUCGUCUCCUCAGGCGCCCAACACUCCACUGAAGAUCUCUUCACUGUUAUUCACAGGUCGAAGAGGAAAGUGCUCGGCUGGAAAGAGCCCGGACAAUCUUUCACUGUGAGACAGGUGGCUAUUUCCCCUACCAAACCCAUAGCAGCAGCCCCCAGCACUGGGCUCAAGCAUGCCCCCUCGGCUAAUGGAAAUGGGUCCAAAACCAGCACCAGUAAUGAGAACUUCAAGGCUCUGUUGCAAAAGAAGGGUAGCAAGCCUCCAGCAGGUGCACGUAUGUCGGCGGCUGAGCUCCUGAAAAGUACCAACCCACUUGCAAGAAGGAUUGCGACAGAGUUCACACAGGAACCAGAGAAAUGCCAGACAGUCUCAGAGCCAGACUCUCCUCAGAAAGCUUCAAAGUAUUAGGGCUAAGGCAAUUCCAGGAGAGGUGAUUCAUGUCAAACAUAAAGUUUCAAGUUUUGCCAUAUCAUCAGAGCUGUAAUCUGCUAACAAGGGAGGUAGCCUUGCAGAAUAAUACACACUGCAAGCACAGAGGAUGUGUAUUGUUCAUUUAGGAACCCAGAGAAAUUUGAAAUAAUUAGUUGAUAUAUUUCAAGUGCAAACUAGUUUUGAAUCAGUGUAAGGUGACGAUAUGAGAAGAUCUUCUUGAUAUGAAACGAGUUUUAAUUGAACUGGAAGAGCCUGAACUUUGAAAAUACACAAUGGAUGAGCUACAUUCCAGCCUGGCGCACUAAGUGUACUAUAGCCUUAUUGGAACUGAACUUUUAAAAAUAAGUUAUGUGCAUGAUUCUGCUCUGUUUAUAAAUAUUACAUGCAUCUCCAGUUAUUACUGCUUAACAACUGCUGAGUUAUCUAGCAGUAAACACAAUUUGCGUGCUCUGUGUGAGUGCGUGUGUGUGUGUGUGUGUGUGUGUGUGAGUGUGUGUGCGCACAUGUGUGUGUGCGUGGUGUGUGUACAUGCAUGUGUGUCAGGGAGGGGUACAGGGUGGGUGUAUAUGGAGAGUGGGUGUUGGGGGGAGGGUAAGUUGAUAGUUUUGUACUCCAGAUACAAUGAUAGAAAAGUUUCUUCUUCCUCAAGAAAUGUUUGGAGACAUUUUUAUUACAAGAUUCCUGGGGAGAAAACAAUAUCAUCUGAGAAACCCUUCAGCUCCACACUGCCACUGAGUCUACAUUCACUUUGUGAUCCCUGACCUACUAUGAAACUUCAAGAGAAAGACUUUUCCUUCAGAUUGUAAAAUAGCCUGCUUUUACCCUGUGACAGCGAGACUGUGUCCUGAGACUUGUGAAAUCUUUCCUUUGCCUUUUCCCCGUUUCUCCAUGUCUUCCCUCAAAUGACAACUGAGGAAACAGAGGGAGAGGUAAAAGCAGUGGUUCCAGGGGGUAUAAUGCUGAGGUCUUGCAAAUGGCUUGCAGUUUUUUUUUACUAUUUGCUUAAGAAACAGUUGUUUGCCUGAUCUGUAAUGUUUUUGGAAUAGUGCCUCCUAUUUUGCUGUUAAUUUUUACAUAUGUAAUAUGGCAUCAAUAUAUGAAUUGUUUCAGAGUUUUGAGAACUAGAAGAAAGGGGAGAAUUAUGAACGUAUAGGCUUUUAAAGGAUCUGUGUGCUGCCUUUACCAUGAUAUAACAUAAUGAUUUGAAUGUAGAAGAUAUCAAUGUCUUGGUUUUGAACUGGCUUGCUGGUCCUUAUCUGAUAUAUUGUUUAAAUAUUUCAGAAAUCCUUAGCCCUGGUGUUUUAAAAGUUUAUGUUUUAUUUUAUUUUAUUCACAAGGUGAAUGAAGUUCUGCUUGAAAAAGGAAAGUGAACCACAUCUUGAGGUGUAAACUGCUUAAUGCACACCCAGAAGCACAAUCCAAUUUAACCUGGCUAGGGUCAGAGCUGAACUCCAUCCUCCCAAAUCACCACAAACAUUUUGCUCUUUUUUUAGUCCAGAAGCAAAUUAAUGUCCGUUCAGACUCUUAGCCAAUAUUAUAUCCAUUCCACUCUGUUGAGCCCUUCUGAGCCAACUGGAUGUUCAGUCCACAGUCAGCACUGCACCCAAUACUUCAUUCCCUAUUCUCCAGAACCAUUCCAGUUCUGAGCCAUUUUCUGGCCAAUAGGACCUCUUUUUUUAUUAAUACUAGCAGCAGCACCACGUAUACAUACAUAUGUUUUCAUUUAUAAUUAUAAAUCUUUAUUAAUUGGAAUAGUUUGAAAUAUAUAUGAAAUAUUGUGAAAGUAUAUUUACCGCUGAUAUUGAGAACAAUAUCUAUCAGCUCGUUCCUUAUGGGCACAUUAGAAUACUUCCCAAUCCCUGUAUAAGUCUCAUCUUUAUCUCAGGGUUCUUUGUGUCUGGAGGAAUUUUGAUUUAUUAGAGAGUUAAAUAUCCCUCAUUAAUUAAAAAUACAUUUGUAAUGGCAAGACUAGAUCUUACUAAUUUGCACAGGUCACAAGUCAAUUGAUUGAAGCUUCUGGAAGUAUUCAUAUUUUAUCUUAACCUUGAAUGUAUAAGACUUCCCCGGCUCCCAGGGGUCAAACAUGGGGAGCACCUACAAUUCUUAACCUAGUGAUGUCACACUAUGGUAGGGAUAAGCAAUUGAAUGCACCUUGUGAUAAAAGCCAUUUACCACCAUGUCAAAAUACAGUGAGCAUUUGUCCUGCAAACAGUGAGAUAUGAGUGCACUUACCUCGAGAGGACUCCAUCGCUUUAUGUUUGUGAUGUCUUGCACUUAAGUAUUUGAAAUGAAUUGUGCGCUUUAAAAGUGACUCAGGAAAUUGGGAAUGAUCUAUAGUUAUUUUUACAUAUAUUGGGAAAUGCAUUUCCUGCCCCCAUAGUUUAGAGUGAUAAAUAAAAUAUAAUUGUGUAAUCUUUUGGGACAAUCAUUAAAAGAAACUUGAAGCAAUA